AUGAACGCGAAACUGGGGGAUUUCGAACUGGCGAGGCUUCACGAUCGCGGAUCGAAUCCGGGGACGACGAGGGUUGUGGGAACGUUGGGGUACUUCGCACCUGAGCUGACGCGGACGGGGAAGGCGACGGUGGGGUCGGACGUCUAUGCCUUCGGGGCCCUUCUGCUGGAGGUGGUGUGCGGGCGGCGACCGAUGGAGCCUAAAGCGGCGCUGGAGGAGUUGGUGCUGGUGGAUUUGGUGUGGGAGUGGGUGAGGGAUGAAAGGAUUGGGGGAAUUGUGGAUCACAGGCUGAAUGGGGACAACAACGAGAAGGAGGCGGCGACGGUGCUGACAUUGGGGAUUAUGUGCUCGAGCAAUAUGGCGGCGGCCGGAGGCGCGACCUUGUAUUAG
Messenger RNA from Linum tenue, 390 nucleotides. NCBI's taxonomy places the organism in Eukaryota, Viridiplantae, Streptophyta, Magnoliopsida, Malpighiales, Linaceae. The record is from the annotation of a GenBank genome assembly.